Messenger RNA from Salvelinus fontinalis (brook trout), 646 nucleotides. Its product is annotated as dynein light chain 1, cytoplasmic. Gene Ontology annotation, biological process: microtubule-based process; cilium assembly. Bases 150 to 419 code for a protein of 89 amino acids. Gene Ontology annotation, cellular component: cytoplasmic dynein complex. The record is from RefSeq and is a predicted model, not a curated record. The transcript is spliced from 3 exons. Gene Ontology annotation, molecular function: dynein light intermediate chain binding; dynein intermediate chain binding. NCBI's taxonomy places the organism in Eukaryota, Metazoa, Chordata, Actinopteri, Salmoniformes, Salmonidae.
GCCAAUUGUGCGCCGCCCUAUGGGACUCCCAAUCACGGCCGGUUGUGAUACACCCUGGAUUCGAACCACUGUCUGCAGUGACGCAUCUAGCACUGGGAUGCAGUGCCUUAGACCGCUACGCCACUCGGGAGCCCAACGUCAGGGCAACCAUGUCUGACAGAAAAGCAGUCAUAAAAAAUGCGGACAUGUCGGAGGAGAUGCAGCAGGACGCAGUGGAGUGCGCCACGCAGGCACUGGAGAAGUACAACAUCGAGAAAGACAUCGCUGCAUACAUCAAGAAGGAGUUUGACAAGAAGUACAACCCCACCUGGCAUUGCAUCGUAGGGAGGAACUUUGGCAGCUACGUGACCCAUGAGACCAAGCAUUUCAUCUACUUCUACUUGGGCCAGGUGGCCAUCCUGCUUUUCAAAUCUGGCUAAGCGGCCAGCGGCCCCAGCCCCUUCAACACCAACUGACCAUUAAAUACUGACUCGACAAAGGCUCUAUCAUCCUGGUCAAUGGGGACUGCCUUUUUCUGUGCUGCUUUGUUUAUGAAAGAAAAAAUACAUGGCCAUGUGAGAUUAAACACUUGUAUUUAUUUUUGUUUUCUACUACAGUAGAUUUGAUGUCACCGGUUUUUAUUUUUAUUAAAGCGAUAUUGUUUGGC